Messenger RNA from Pocillopora meandrina, 9072 nucleotides. NCBI's taxonomy places the organism in Eukaryota, Metazoa, Cnidaria, Anthozoa, Scleractinia, Pocilloporidae. The record is from the annotation of a GenBank genome assembly.
AUGUUCAUAAUGCUGUUGCAAAUAAUGACCCUCCUCCUGCUGGUCGGAGUGUUGGCAUCAGAACAAAGGUAAGCGGCACCGCAACAUCAACACAUUUCAAUAUCUAUCUUGAAAUGCGGUCCAAAAGUAAAGAUCGCCCACGUCCGAAAAGAGGUUUGAUGAGAAAACAAGGGCGAAAUAUCUUUUCUUAGACGUAUCCAACAAACAAAUACAAUCCAGGGGCCUUUCUGAGGAAGAAGAAGGACAGGAAGUGACUAUGAAAAAGGUCAGAAAGUGAAAUGAUGCAUUAAACAGUUAUUUACCUAACGGGAAGGCCAAACCGCCGUUUGUAAAUGAAUACUCUGCUCUAGAGUUCCUUGAAUCUUACCCUCUGAUAUACCACUUCUGCUUGUGGAGGCAGAGGAGAACAGAUCCUUUAGGAUAAUUCGAUAAAAACUUUGUUUAGACAUAAAUUUGUCUAUAAAUUCUUCCUGUUGGAAACCCCUGUAUGGCAGUGGCACACCCCGCUGGUAUGCAUGCAUGAUGUACAUCUCUUGGCUUCGUGAUUCCCAGAAAAAUGUUUUGUUAUGCAGUAUCAAUAUUACUUUAAAAUACGAAUAAAAUAUUUGUGUUUAGUCGAAUAUCCGGAUUUACUGAUUACAAAUACUGCAUGCGCCUUCGAUAUUCUUUGCGAUCAGCGUGCCUGAGUGCAGAUGUUUUCUUUCACAGUACAUUUUAUAUCUAAAAGUGACCCCUGGCUCCAUAAAAAUGGAUAAAGUGAAUUAAUCUACACAAUCUGGAGAUGUUGGUUGAAGGACUUCCAUAAAUCCUCUUUGAAUUUUCCGCGUCAAAAGAAAUAAUUCCAAGCUUAUCUUUUUUUUCGUUUGUCUGUUGCUUCACCAGCGUCGAAGAAAAUCACGGACGAAGAAGACAAGCAAGGCAAGCUGGAGGUAAACGUUUCGAACAUGAAUCAGUAUGCAUAUUCUCCACACAAUCAUUUACACGUUCCCUAUGGUACUCAAAAAGAGAACUUGUCUAUCUAACAAGAUUUUCUUCAGCUGGUGAUCAUUUUCUUUAUUCUCAAGACCCCAGUGUUUGUUUCAGGACUGAUACUGUAGGGAGAAAUUAGACGCCAGUCACUCUCAGGGAUAAUGAGUUAAAAGCGGUACUAAUCCUUCGACUCACAGAAGUUAUCUAUCCUAAAAAAUCAUUGCAUUACCUGGCAGAAAGGUUAUUUCAGCCAGGGUGUGAUAUCUCGAUAGAAAUCCAGUUCUCUUAGUCAAGAGUUUCAACAAUUUGUUCCACAAGCGGCUGUCGAUGGUGUAAUUGGCGGCCGUGUCCGAAAAUGGGCCGUGAGGCGAAACCCAAACACGAAGUCCUGCUCGCGCGAUAAAAAGACGGCAUUAAAUGGGGCUUAUAGGCAGCGGCAGAUCGCUGGUAACUCGUAUUCAUUGAAAAAUAUGUGUGGAAAUGCCUAGGAGCUUAAUGAAUUCCUGAUCAGAUCUUGGGAUUUGCUUGAUUUCUUCAUAAAAAUCAUUCACAAUUUUUGGUGUGCGAGUACAUUGUAAAUUGUACAUAAAUUGACGUUUCGAGCGUUAGCCCUUCGUCAGAGCGAUUGACGAGGGGCUAACACUCGAAACGUCAGGCUUUAAACUCUUUGCGGUGGCCAAUUUACGUUUUCAACUCAGUUGCUAACACUAAAUUACCUGCUUGUAACACAGUUGGUUAUGGAUUGGUAUAUCCUUGCGAUAAUGAAAUUGUUAUAUAUAAUAGCGAUCAAUUAUGAAAAAUCAAAUUAAAGUUUAGCUAUCACGCCAUCUUUCUCUCGCGUCUUCUUCUCAGGGGGAUUAAAUUGCCCCAUCGGUCUUCCUCAGAAAUCUACCGACGAAUGCCGUGAUAUUCGCGAAAAAGACCUGGAAGUCCAAAGGGGAAUUUAUCAACUGGCAGUACGCGAACCUUUACCUAUGCCAUUAGUAAAUAUGAGCACGUUAACACUCAUCCAAUUGCUUUCACAAGACGAGUUUGCAAAGGAACAGUUUAAUGGUUACGUUGGUAUGCUGAAGAAAAACAAAGGCUUCACCGCACAAUGGAAAAAGCAACAUCCUGGAGAGAUUACAGAGUUCCAGGAUUAUGCAAAUAUUUUUAACGAUUUUAGAAGUACAUUGGGAGAUGAUGUAAGUAAUAAAUGGUUUAAAAAGAAGCCGUUUACUUGGGAUAAUAAAAUGGUAUCGAGAUCUCGGCCGAUAGCUCGCCGGUAGUUGGCAGAGAAUUGGUCGACAGCAUGACCGUCCAAUCGACCAUCCACCGACGGUCGGUCAGCCAUUGGCCGACUGUAGAACAACAAUCAGCCGAUAGACGAUUGACUAUUGGCUGAUUUAUUAAGCGACAUAUUAACAAAGGCUGCCUGUGGUACACAAAAUCCUUAAAUUCUAGAGAGAUUUUAUUCCAAGUUGAUUGAACCACAAUCAAUCAUUGUUCGUUGAGAACUAGAUUUCAUUAUAUACGUAACCAGCUUGAAGCAUUCAAAACGUAAGAGAUGGAGUUAAGAAUGGUCUACAUUUUGUAAUUGAUGAUGUAUUUGUCGCGAGCAUUACUUGCUAAAAAGAAGUUCUCCAAUCAUUCCUUUCAAAUCUUGUGAAUCUUCAUUUCCUCAUUACUCAAAGCCUAGACCAUAGGACAAGUAAUUUUAAAAUGAAUUAAAAUGUCUUUUAGAGGAAAUCAAAGACUAAAUAUUCAAAUGCCUAAAAGUUCGCCCAAGUGGGAUAUAACUUUCAUCGUUAUUUUAAUUGCACCAUUUUUUUAACUACAGGGAAGUACUGGGUUCUAUCGGUACGUCACGAAUGUCGAGCCAUUUCAGAAUAUUCUGGAGGACUGGAGAGAGGAUGAUAUGUUCACUGAGCAGAGGCUAAGUGGCUGUAAUCCCAUGGUGCUUCGUAGGGUGACAGAAGAUUCAUGUAAGUUUAAUUUGUGCCCAUAAAAGUGAAGAGGAGUGUUAAGUUUAGGCUAGCCUGCUUUGCUGAUUGUUUCGGGGAUGUUUAAAGCAUCGGAACAACGAAAUGACGCUUUGAGUGGCCUAAAAAUCCGCUAGCCAGUUUUCUGUCUUUUUUUUUAACUGAAAGUUACUCAUUUCUUUGAAGAGUACUCAGAAUCGUUAUUUCUGGAAUUUCUUGAUUUCACCAAGUCGCCGUCUCAAAGUUUUUUUUCCAGAAAUAUUUUCCGCUCCAAGGAUUUUACGAUAGGGUUUUCUUUCGGCACUCUGAUUUCUUUAUAUUAAUACUAGUAGUUUGUGUAAGCGUCAUUUACCUCCACCCACAGCUCUUAGCCCCUGUCCUCUGCUUAUUGGUUAUAACAAUGUUCAGUAGGAGCUGGGUACUAUUGCAUUUUUAGCUGAAGUGGGUCUCAGAUGGUCAGAGUUGGUCAAGACACUUAGUCCAAGCUACGACUGGGAAAAGGCGAUACAGACUGCGAUGGAAACAGAUGAAUCGUUAGCACAGGUUUGUCUGCUACAUUUCGAGCUCGUUUCUUGUAAUCAAGGUCAAUGUGGAUCAAACGAAAGGGCACUGCACUGCUUAAAACAAUACAAAUAAACGUUUUUUGGUCGGGACAUCACUUUUCUCUCUCUGAGAGAGAAUUUAUAAAGUCUUCAAGUGCAUGGGUUUGAAUUAUGAGCUAAUUAAAAUGCAUUUAAUAAUUAAAAGUUCAAGUUCAGAGGUAAAUUAAUGAGAAAUUUAACCCUGAUGAGAGACUUCGGAUGUGAUGCUCCAUUUUCUUUGACUUGAUAAAAGGUAGACAUUUAAAAGGUGGUGUAUUUGGCGUAAAUAACUCAUUCAUCCUUAUGACUUAACUCAAUUACUCUCAGGCUAUAAAGAAUGGCGAUGUUUAUGUUCUGCGAUAUGAAAUGUUUGAUGACAUGGCUACCUUCCCUGAUUAUUCUGAGAAGCGACCGGGUCGCACAAUGUGGCCGUCGAAAUCACCAAUAGCUUUGUUUGCCCUGAACAAGGAAAAACGACUACGAGCAGCAGCAAUUCAGACCGAUUACAAGCCAGGUUGGGCAUAUUGUUAAGAACCCUCUGAAUCAAGAUCUCAUUAUAAAUCUUCUCUCUAGUUGCUGAAAUAUUCUUAAAAAGCAGUGAAUAAAAAAAAUGACUGAUUCACGGCACAGUAAAAGUUUCACCCAGUUCAGUCGAUAAAUAAUGACGCACAACACUUCUAGGGAAGGGGUGGGAGGGGAACUUCAAUGUUAUAAAGAUCGAAACGCUCCAUCAACACCCGUUUCUACUCUUAAUUCGCGCACAUAGGAACUUGAUGGUCACAUUUGCAACGAGGGCAUUGAAAUAUUGAUGUUGUCUAUCGGAGUAUGGAAUACCAAAAUGAAGACCCCUUUACAGGAUAUAAGUUGGCACUAAGGGUAGAGUUUGUACUCAAGCUUAUAGGCCCUUCAAGCCGGAGCUUAUCUCGGUUUUCAAGCGGCGUGAAGUGACUAAGAGAAUUAUUACUUCUCCCUGGAUGAGGGUCCGAUGCUAGUUUGUUGCAAGGAUGAGUAGAAUCUGCCAAGUAUUUAAUGGCUUGAAUACGGAAGUAACAGCUAAUCGUCUGAAUGUGGAUAGCCCUGGAAAGAAUUGUUGUCGAUGUCUCUGCUAGGAUCCUCUAUACGAUUACCUUCUGCCUACUGAUAAAACUCUUUAAAGGGUCAAAGCAAUUUACAUACUUAUUUAUUCUUCUAUUCUGAUUUUUUUGUUACCAGAUUCGCCCGUUUUCGCUCCUGGCGAUGGUGGGUCCUGGAUGUUGGCCAGACAGGUUGUCCAGGCAACAGAUUACACGCACAGCCAGAUGAUAGAACAUCUUCUAAAGGUCAGGAGUCGUCGUUUCCAUUGUUAUUGUCGUAAUAAAUAUUUUGUUAACAUUACUAUUAUUAUUAUUAUUAUUGUUAUCAUCAUCAUCAUUGUUAUGUUUAUUGCAUAUACCAUCAUUACAACAAGCAGUUGGUCCUGCGAGAAUUAUUUCGCUCUCAGAGCUUUCAAAACAAUUUCAAACUUCUUCAUGAUUGAAUUUUAAUGGCCCUUAGGUCCAUCUUUUGGCAGAACCCUUUUGCGUGGUCAUGUACCGUCACCUUUCCUCUCAGCACCCGCUGAAUGAGCUCCUCAAGUACCACUGUAGGGGCCUUUUAGCUACAAACACCUUGGGCUCACCAUCGCUGGUCAACAAAGGUGGUUACAUGGACAUUCUGACCGCCAUAGGCCACAAAGGAACCAUACUACUCUUGGAGCGAGGCUACAAGACGUUGGGUUGGAAAGACACAGAUUUUCAUCAGGACAUAAAGGUAGCAAAUAAAAUUAUCUUUGCCUUUUCGGAAAAAGAAAGAAAAAAAUCGAAUUAAUUCCCUGUCCAUACGAGGGGUGCGUCGUCUUGGCUGGAACUAUCGGGAAAUAAACUUUAAAAAGACCUUUACAGGUAUUUCUUUAGGUGUUAAAUUUCUGUUUGGUAUAUACUCGUGUUGAAAGUACAAAAGACACACCGUAAUAGCUUAGAUGAAUUCAAAGCACGUAGGGUACUUGAAACUCAAGCCAAGAUAUAACUAACCUUACUCUAAAUAUCUCGAGCUCUCUUGGAGCGAUUGAAUGAAUGAAUACAUUAAAAACAGUUUUAUCUUAUUCACAACCCCUCUAAUUUCAAAUUCUUACCUUACUCCGUGAAGCGAUAGCAAUCUUCAGGCAAUGAAAAAAGAAAUCAUUUCUCUCUCCAGAAACGGGGCCUUGAUGACGAAAUCAAAUUUCCUUACUUUCCGUAUCGCGAUGACAACAGAUUGUUACUGAUGGCAAUAUCAAGAAUGGUGGAGGAUUACAUUUGGGUGUAAGUUAAAACAUGAAAGCAAAUUUUAAUUUGCACUUAUCCGUUCUUAUUCCCAUUCUCCUCUACGAACAAGAAAACCGUAUUUCAUAACUGUUUUUACCAAUCUCUUGCAUAUACUCAAUUUGAUGUAGAUUCAUCAUCUGAAUGUCAACUUCGCCAAAAUAAAUACCUAUUUUAACCUUUGAGAACUAUGUCAAGAAAUUCUAAGCUAUUAUUUUGGUCCAUGAAUACCGUGCUCAACUGGAGGGAAAUCUUUUGUCAAGGUAAACAAAAUAUGACGAAAGAAGAACAAAUAAAAAUUGAACUGUAUGAAUGUUAGGUAUGGCAACAAGAAACAAAGAUAACAAAUUGAAAGUUUCUUACCUCAAAAGAAAGGACAUUAAUCCUAUUUCGAUUUUAAACACAAUGAAGAUAGUGAAAAAGAAGAUUGACUUCUCUCCGUACAGAAGCUCAGUGACAGAUAAAGCCAUCCUUUCUCAGAAACAAAGCCGACACACGGGCAACAGCGUAAUGUACCCGUAACAGCCAAGAUUCAGUGACAUAAAAAUAAAAAAAUCAAAAUAAUGAAAAAAUAUCCGAUGGCAUGAUCAUUUUCUUUCAGUUUUUACAAACGAGACAGGGAUGUCCAGGAGGACGAAGAGUUACAAGCCUAUGUAAAUGAGUUAUCUAUUGAGGGGACUGGACCGAAUGGUGGAUCUGGCCAGGUAAUGAAAAGACAUGGAGUGGACCACAACCGGAAGCUUUUAGUUUGCAUUCACUACGAGAGCCUGGUAUUAAUUAUCCAGGCUCUAAAUUUGCUACCAAUAAAUGUAGAUAAAAUACUGGAGCCCGUAUACUACAAGGUAAUCGGUAGCAAAAGUAAUUGUUAAGGGUGAAAAUAGGUCAAGAGCCCCCCCUAACCACCAUCAUAAGCUAAGGGCGUAGCUAGGGGGAAGAUGUGGGGUCCUGGGGUUUCCCGUGGACCCCCCUCCCUUUGCAGGUCUUUUUUGUCACAUUAGUAAAACACGGCGUGGUGGUCGACCUCGCAAUCUGAUGAGUACCCUCUGUUUGACACAGCGUGAUCCCCCCUUUGAAAAUCCUGGUUACGCCCUUAUAGGCGAUACCAACAUUGAAUUAUUACAACCUUUGUUGAAACGCCAAUCAUUCUUCUUAUAACAGCUGAAACCUGCUAAACCUAAAAUAAGCUUAAAACUGCUUAAGGUGAUCAUUUUUUCCUAAAGAUACGUAUGCAAGACUUUCCAAAUAAAUUCUUGGCGUUGGUCUCCGUUUCGAGAGGGACUCGUUUAUCAAUCUUUGUUUUUCUCAUCUUGUACGAUAGGUUAAAGACUUUCCGGCCGUGUUAGAGACUAAGAGCGAGCUUAUAGAGGUGAUAACGAGGUUGCUGUGGUUGUUAAGCGUGAAGCAUUCUACGGUAAAUUAUCCCGUGAGUGACUACGGAGCCUUUACACCUGUCUUGCCAACCAAGCUUUAUAAUGACACCAGUGUACCGCCAGGAGUGUUCUCCGAGUUGAAUUUACCAAAUCGCAACAUAUCCCUUGUAAGUAUUUCAAGCCAAUCAGUCAUUCGAUUGAUCGAUCCAUUUCUCUCAUUACAAAUUAAUGGUGUUACAGACGGUGUGUAUUGGGCAUUUGUUCCAUCAGCAAUUCAGUUAUAAGCAGGACUAUUAAUCUUGGAGAAAUUUGUCAGAGAGUCUGUCAGACUGUCAAUACGUCUAGUGGUCUGGAAGUUAGAUAGCCGAUCUGAAUGAUAGUCACAGGUUAGUCACUCAAUCGUUUGGUCGAUUGAAUGACAAAAAAAAACUUUCUUUACAAUGAUAAGAAAUACGAAAAGUGGUGUUAGUUAGUCAGACAGGCUGUUUGAUCGUCAGGAAGUCAGGCAGCCCAACUGACAGAUAGUCACACGUCAUGAUCAGUCAGUCAAUCGGUUGAUCGAUUGAACGGCAAAUAAAAAAUUUUCCUCAAAUAAGGAAUAAGAAAAGAGAAGAAAUAGGGCAGGUAUCUCACGAAUUUUCAACUCCUCUCCUUACAAUGGAGGCCUUUCUCAAGAUCAUGACUGUUACUCCCUUUACUUCCGCAUAGACAGAAAUGUAGGCUAGUAAUCAGAUGGCAGGAUAUUCUCAUCUUUUUCUUUCGUUAGCUAGUUAGAAAGUUUAUCUUAAGAGCGAUUCUAGUUUUCUAAAGAGCUUUAUCUCAAGUAAAGAUGGCCAUGUACGCGAGUUAUUCAAUUCUCUCCAAUUUAAACCAUUUAAUUUCCUUCAAGCCUUUCACCCUGUACAUGUGCUAACAACCUCUUUUGCUCCCUAUAGGCCCAGAUCGAGGUAGCUAUGAACGUGGGAACAUAUCAUUAUGACACGUUAUUUGAUUACUACGGGCAGCUCAAGAAUCCAGCAGCAAAGCAAGUGGUUAGGUUUUAUUUCUAUUACCUUAAGUAUGCCGUUAGUCCCAGGCUUAAGUUCAGGAACUAUCGGAGACUUAAGGCUGGCCAUCUCACUUAUCCAUAUCUACAACAUCCUUGGAUUCCAAACGGAGUCCAGACAUGAAUAAUAGACAGUUAGAAUAAGUUACAUUUAAAACUUAAAUGCGGGUAUAUUUUAGGAAUGAGAAAUAUAUUCUUCGUCAAUGUGGUGAAGCUCAACUUUUUGAUCUGUUACAGACUCAGUCACCUCAAAAAUUUGACUGUUGUUACAGGUCAUUUCAUAAAGCUAAUUGUUUUAAACCUCUAUCUUCUUGUGUACGCUGCGUAAUGGCGGAUAGCUAAUGAGAAAAUGGAUUGAAAAUAUGAUGAGAUACCACCUUGAUAGAGAUAUGGAGUCACAAACCGGCUCAACUUUAGUGUCUGCGUCCGCUCAGCAGAAGUGUCUGCGUCCGCUCAGCAGAAGUGUCUGCGUCCGCUCAGCAGAAGUGUCUGCGUCCGCUCAGCAGAAGUGUCUGCUGACUACGGCUGUGUCUUGCAAUAAAUAUGGGAAGUAAAAAUUAAAAGUAUAUUUGUCGUUCUCAAGUUCGCUUAGUACGGGUAAUCCAAUUAUCAUUGUGUUCUUUUUCAUAUUUAGGCAAUAACGAAUGUAACGUAUUCAAUUGUUACUGAACAGAUAUCUUAUUAUCUCUGUUGAUUCAAGUGUUCGUGAUCUCUAGCUUGGCUGGCUUGUUACAGGCAAGGAAAGUUACACCACUAAAAUUGUAAAAUGAUUUUAACACUUAAUUGUAAGGAAUGAUUGUUAUGGAAUAAACUUGGAAUGUCCAAGGG